This is a messenger RNA of Eupeodes corollae, 1614 nucleotides long. Its product is annotated as alpha-amylase-related protein-like. The transcript has 3 exons. Gene Ontology annotation, molecular function: cation binding; alpha-amylase activity. NCBI's taxonomy places the organism in Eukaryota, Metazoa, Arthropoda, Insecta, Diptera, Syrphidae. Gene Ontology annotation, biological process: carbohydrate metabolic process. The coding region runs from base 31 to 1539 and encodes 502 amino acids. The record is from RefSeq and is a predicted model, not a curated record.
GUCUGGAUCUGCAAAAAGCUUUAGUUCAUAAUGAAACUAUCUGCAAGUUUUGUAAGCCUUCUUUUGGUAGCUUUAUUGCUACCGGAAAAUGUCAAAUCGAGUUCGUUGAAACUUCCUCUCGAUAAGACUCAUUUCCUGCCUAAUCGUAGUGGAAUUGUACAUUUACACGAAUGGAAAUUCCUUGAUAUUGCCAAGGAAUGUGAAGAAUUCUUGGGACCACAUGGAUAUGCAGCUGUCCAGACAUCACCAGCAAACGAAUACCUGAUAAUUCCAGGUCGUCCCUGGUAUGAACGUUAUCAGCCAAUAUCCUACAGAAUUAAGUCAAGAUCUGGGGAUGCUAGAGACUUCUUAGAAAUGACACGUAGGUGUCGCAAGGCCGGAGUAUUGAUUCAUGUUGAUGUUGUUCCAAAUCAUAUGUCUGGAAAUACAAAUGGUGUAGCUAGAGGAACAGAUGGGACACCUGCUGCUCCACACAAUUUCGCCUAUCCCGGAGUGCCUUACAAUUCUUCUCAUUUCAACCACCCAACCUGUGGAAUCAACAACUACGAUGAUCUUAGGGAAGCCCGGGUGUGCGAAAUGGUCGGUCUACACGAUCUCAAUCAAACUAUUCCAUACGUUCAGGAAAAAAUCGCAAAGUUCCUUAAUUCCUUGACAGCUAUCGGAGCUGCUGGAUUUAGAGUCGAUGCUGCCAAGCACAUGUAUCCCGAGGAUCUGAAGAAAAUCUACAGCCUAUUGUAUCCAUUGUCCAAGGAGCUUGGUCUUGGAGCCAAUGCCUACCCUUUCAUCUAUCAAGAAGUUGGUGAUUAUUGGAAAUUCAAGUACAAUUUCUUAGGAGCCGUAACUGAAUUCGCCCAUCCAACGAACAUGGCCAAGUUCUUCAAACAUGACUCCCAAGCCAAUGCCCUAAAGAACUACGGUGGACCACACAUGGGCAUGUUACCCCACGAGAGUGCACUUAUUUUCGUCGACAACCACGACUUGCAACGUCAGAAUUCCUACACUUUGAACUAUAAGAGUCCACGUGAAUUCACAGCAGCAUAUGUCUUCACUCUGGCCCAUCCCUACGGUAUUCCACGUGUGAUGAGCUCAUUCGACUUUAAGUCCGACCAAGAUGGUCCACCACAUGAUGCAUCUUUCAAUAUUGAAAGUCCACAAUUCGAUUCGAACGAUCAAUGCCGUAAUGGUUGGGUUUGUGAACAUCGUUGGCCCGCUAUUGCAAAUAUGAUUGCCUUCAGAAAUGCAGUUGGCAAUAGUCCAUUGACCAACUUUAAGGCAGACGAUAAGAAGGGUUUGGUUUCAUUCUGCCGUGGAAAUAAGGGUUUUGUUGCAGUUAGUGCUGGAAUCGAGGAUAUCAAUGAAAAAGUAGCAACUUGUCUACCAGCCGGAACCUAUUGUGAUGCAGUUUCACAGAAUCGUGUAAAUAAGAAAUGUGAUCGUUCGGCACAAGUUGUUGUAGGAAAUGAUGGAACAGCACAUAUCAGGAUUCCUAAAAACGGAAAGCAUUUGGCUGUUGCUUUGCAUACCGGAAACAAGGCAUAGACAUAUUUAAGCAAUUAAGAAGAAAUGUUGUAUUGCUAACUUUUCCAAAAGUAAAGAUAAAUUUAUUUUAAAGCA